AUGGCUAAAAUCGAAAAGAAGCAAGCAGUUAAAAACAAUCAGGUCCUUUCAUUAGCUGAGAAGAUCAAGAGAAAGGCAUUGGAGAAGCAGCAGCAAGCACAUGCUAACGAACCUUCCCCAUCCGACGAAGAUUCAGCACAAAGUAACAGUAAAGAUUCUAAUUCCAAUGAACAACCAGAAGAAUCAGAAGAAAUCUUCGAAUCGUUCACAGAGCUAGAUCUUGUGCCUGAGCUUAUUGAAGCUUGUAAAAACCUUAACUACAACAAGCCAACGCCAAUCCAAUCAAAGGCUAUUCCUCCCGCUUUGAAAGGUAGUGAUAUCAUUGGGUUAGCCCAAACAGGUUCCGGUAAAACAGCGGCAUUUGCAAUUCCUAUCUUGAACCAACUAUGGCACGAUCAACAACCUUAUUAUGCGUGUAUUUUGGCUCCUACUAGAGAAUUAGCGCAACAGAUUAAGGAGACGUUUGAUUCUUUAGGAUCUCUUAUGGGUGUUAGAUCAACUUGUAUUGUUGGUGGUAUGAGUAUGAUGGACCAAGCUCGUGAUUUAAUGCGGAAGCCACACAUCAUAAUUGCCACACCUGGUAGAUUAAUGGACCAUCUGGAAAAUACUAAAGGUUUCAAUUUACGUAAAUUGAAGUACCUUGUUAUGGAUGAAGCUGAUAGAUUAUUAGACAUGGAAUUCGGACCUGUGCUAGACCGUAUCUUGAAUAUCAUUCCUACACAAGGUAGAACUACAUAUUUGUUCUCUGCAACAAUGACUUCGAAGAUUGAUAAACUUCAAAGAGCAUCACUUACGAAUCCAGUUAAAUGUGCAGUAUCCAACAAAUACCAAACAGUGGACACUUUAGUCCAAACUUUGAUGGUGGUCCCUGGAGGGUUGAAGAACACUUUUUUGAUAUAUCUUUUGAAUGAAUUUAUUGGGAAGUCAACCAUCGUGUUUACUAGAACUAAGGCAAACGCUGAGAGAAUAUCUAACCUCUGCAAUCUAUUGGAAUUUAGUGCGACGGCAUUACAUGGGGACUUGAAUCAAAAUCAGAGAACAGGAGCAUUAGAUUUAUUCAAAGCUGGAAAAAGGUCGAUUCUAGUAGCAACAGAUGUUGCUGCAAGAGGUUUAGAUAUUCCGUCUGUGGAUAUCGUCAUAAAUUACGACAUCCCGGUUGACUCUAAAUCUUAUAUACAUCGUGUUGGUAGAACUGCGAGAGCUGGACGUUCUGGUAAAUCCAUAUCUUUGGUCUCCCAAUAUGAUCUAGAGCUAAUCUUAAGAAUUGAAGAUGUGUUGGGUAAAAAGUUGCCGAAGGAGAAUGUUGACAAGGAUGCGAUUCUUGCACUCAGAGAUUCUGUUGAUAAAGCAAACGGUGAAGUUGUGAUGGAAUUGAAUAGAAGAAACAAAGAGAAACAAGCCAGAGGUAAGGGAAGACGAGGCAGAAUGGCAACAAGAGACAAUAUGGAUAGAGAAGAAAGAUAG
Messenger RNA from Kluyveromyces lactis, 1464 nucleotides. It is a transcript of the gene RRP3, whose product is annotated as RNA-dependent ATPase RRP3. Lineage: Eukaryota; Fungi; Ascomycota; Saccharomycetes; Saccharomycetales; Saccharomycetaceae. The record is from RefSeq and is a predicted model, not a curated record. Gene Ontology annotation, molecular function: nucleic acid binding; ATP binding; RNA helicase activity. The coding region runs from base 1 to 1464 and encodes 487 amino acids. The transcript has a single exon.